This is a messenger RNA of Diabrotica balteata, 1762 nucleotides long. NCBI's taxonomy places the organism in Eukaryota, Metazoa, Arthropoda, Insecta, Coleoptera, Chrysomelidae. The record is from the annotation of a GenBank genome assembly.
ACUGUCAGUUAGGGAAAUGGUUAACAGUUGUCAAAGUCGUAAAAUUUUUUUGGAAAUUCACCUUUUAUUUUACUUUUCCCAUGCGAUAUGAAAAAAACUUAUAGUUCAGUUAAUUUAGCUCUUCUUCUACUGGCGAAUUUGUGAUAUCAAGAUGAUGACUAUUAUGUAAAGAAAAUUUCUGAACAAACAGUAAAUAAGAUGUCUGACAUACCUGUCAAGGUUUUAAGAAAGGAGACAAGAGACUUGAUUUCAGCCCUAUUGAAUCCUAGGAAAGUUAUACCUAAUGAUAAAGGCUUAUCGAGAGAUUGGCAUGGGCUUGCUGAAUUAUGCGGAAUAAGUGGAGAAAUAAUACCACAUAUCAAAGAAAGUAAAGAUGCAGCUUUGAAGGUUUUGGAAAUAUGGUCUGAGAAAAAUAAAGAAGAAAGCACCACUGCCAAGUUGUUGUCAUUUUUAGAAAAACUAGACAGAUUUGACGUUGUUGAGGACGUUGCACCUCUAAUUGAAAAAGACGCAGAAUACUAUGCAGCAAAUCCUGACGGCUACAAAGCCCAGCUUCAAGAUAUUGACGACAAAGACAUUAUAACACACGACGAUACAGAACGAAAAAGUCUAGGUCUUCCACCACAAACUUACGAUGCUUUCGUGAUGUUCAGCGACGACGAUAUCAACUUUGCUAUUGAGAUCAUUAACAAAUUAGAAGUACAGUAUAAAAUGAAGUUGUGCGUUACUUAUAGAGACGUCAUAGGAGGAGAAAACAAUCAUGAUGCUGUGAUUAGGUUGAUUUCCACCAGGUGCAAUAGAGUGGUUGUUGUAGUGUCACCUUCAUUUUUGGAAAGUCCAACAAACAAAUAUUUUUAUACUUUGGCCAGAAUGGAAUCAAUUGAAACGAGAAGACGAAAAAUUAUCCCUUGUAUAUACAAGAAGUGCUUUGAACUGCCUUUGGAAUUUCGAGCAUAUCAUCUUCUAGACUUCACUAGAAUGGAGUCUAUGUUCGGAAACUUUUGGGAUCAGCUUUACAAAUCAGUCAAAGUUGUGACACCUCCGUCCACACAAUGUGAUGUUACGUCGUCCACGAAAUGCGUUCCUCCAAUAACCGAAGCUGCCAUAGCACCAAGGAAAAACAUUGAAUCAACAAAGUCCACGAAUCACGUCAAAUUCGAAUUUUUGGACAAACCUACAGAAGUGCCUAAAGUUGAGAAUAAAACACUACCCGUAGAAAUUCCUGUAGAAACUCCAGAAGCUCCUCAACCAACUCCAUCCACUGAAGAACCCGCCCACACGGAGCUGAAAAAGAAAAACUCUUUUAUUCGAAAGUUCAUGAAAAUCGUUCAAAAACACGAUGAUAAACCAGUAAAAGAAGUACAACAAAUUAACGGAGUAACUCCGAAGAAAAAACGAUUCUGGAAGAAGAAUAAGUUAAAAAUACCGGUGGCUAAUUGAUGAACGUGGAACAUAUAAUUGAGGUUAUGAUUAUUAGGUAUCCAUGUAAUUUCUCACAGUUAUUUUGUGAUUCUAUGAAAAAAAACAAGGUUACUAUUAGCCGAAUAAUAUGUAGACAUUUAUUGGAAUGAUUGAUACAUUUUUCUGGAGUGUCUAUCAAAUAUACUGGAACGUUAUUUUUCUUGAAUCUUCAAUUUAGUAUAAGCUAAUAAAAAUUAUUUAGAUUACACAAUGAUGUCUAUCGGUUCUCGGCAGUCGAGUGUAGUAGGUACUCACUUUAUAGACGAUAAUUCGUGUGUUUAAAUCACGUAGAGAUGGGUGC